Messenger RNA from Rhizophagus irregularis DAOM 181602=DAOM 197198, 615 nucleotides. Its product is annotated as 40S ribosomal protein eS10. Gene Ontology annotation, cellular component: cytosolic small ribosomal subunit. Lineage: Eukaryota; Fungi; Glomeromycota; Glomeromycetes; Glomerales; Glomeraceae. The record is from RefSeq and is a predicted model, not a curated record. Gene Ontology annotation, molecular function: RNA binding; structural constituent of ribosome.
CGAAAAAUCAAUUGAAUAUAAUUAUAAAUAGAUAAGACACGAAGAUGCUUAUUCCAAAGAAAAAUCGCAAACUGAUCUAUGAAAAUCUUUUCAAGGAGGGCGUUUUAGUUGCGAAGAAAGAUUUCAAUGCCCCUAAACAUCAAGACAUUGAAGUACCUAAUUUACACGUGAUUAAAGCUUGCCAAAGCUUAAAUUCAAGAGGAUUUGUGAAUACACAAUUCUCAUGGCAAUAUUAUUAUUAUUCUUUGACAGAUAAAGGCAUUGAGUAUUUAAGAGAAUAUUUACAUCUGCCUCAAGAAAUUGUUCCAGCUACUUUCAAGAAACCUAGGCCCGCUGCAAGGCCACGCCCUGAGGGAGAAGGUAGAGAUGGAAGUUCUUAUCGUACAGCAGGUCGUGGUGAUCGUGAUUAUCGUCGUCGUGAUGAUGGUGAAGGCAAAAAAGAAGGAGCUUCCGGUGACUUUAAGCCUGAAUUUAGAGGUGGUUAUGGCCGUGGUCGUGAACAACCAGAAUAGCAUAAAAUUUCAUAUUUAGUCACAUGAUAAAUUCUGAAUUUUGUUUCUGUCGACAAAAUAUUUAAACCAAUAACAUAAUAAAAAAAAAAUGGUUAUUCAAUAA